CAGAAGGAAGGAGAGGAGUAAGAGUAGAGGAAGAAAUGAAGAUUCAACAAGGGCUGAAGUAGGACCGAGUCCGAAGGGAACGGGGUAACAAUUUGGUCACAUGCGUGGCAGCUGUAUUAGUGACCAUAGUGGAGAUUCAUGAGAAUGUUACAUAGCUAAGCUGCAACAGCCAUGGCAAUUGAAUUUGGGGACCGUAGCAGCGGCUUCCACCAUACUGAAGUAAUCAGAUUCAUUAAUAAUGAAGUCCUUAAGAAUGGAGGGGGUCCUGAAUUCUAUACGACCUUUCGCUCUCAGUCUUGGAAUGAGAUAGAAGAUCAGCUUCAUACCAUCCUUGUUGACCCCAAAGUGCCACGCUCCCUCAAGAGGGCUUGUACCUGGAGCGCUUUGGCUUUGAGUGUGAGAGUGGCUGCCAGGCAACGCCAGCAGCAGGCUCGCAGAGUUUGGAGGCUGCAGGACCAGGUGGGAGAGCGCGAGUCAGCAUCCUGGACUCUGGUCUCUGAGCUACAGAGGUUGCGAGAAGAGAGGGACCAUGCAGCUGCUCAACUUCUCUGUACACAGAUUGCCCUCCAGGAGGCAAUGGAUGAGCGGGAAAUACUUCGUGGGAGGCUGCUCCAAGCAAAGAGGUCUGCACUGCCUGUUGUGCCUGAACCUGGAAUGGAACAUGGUAGAACGUCACUGUGGUCAUUUGAGGAAAAGAAGCUGAAAGAGCUGGAACUUAUAGAGUCCCAGAACAUGUCCCACUUGGAGGCCCAAAUACCAAUCUUGUCCUGCCUGCCUAGACUUUCAAGUCCUUGGGUCCAAGCAGUGGAUCCCUUUCUUCAAAUGCCUGUGGCGCAUCCAUUACCACUCAAAGCAUCAUUCUCCUUGGAAUUCCCAUAUUCGACACCUGUACCAUGUCCAGCAUUAAUGGACUCAGAAGCAACAGCAACAGCCAUGACCACAGGUUUACCUCAGAUAGCUCCUUCCGGAACCCAACCACCUGGUUUGUGUGUUAUAUUGGAGUCCCAAGAAGCAAUAGCUCCCGCCUCGGACCAAAUCUGCCCUAGGCAGAAUGAAUGUUCUGAGAUUCUCCAGGAUGUAAGUCACCUGGAAGACAACAUAAGCCACAGUGAAGGAGAAGGUCCAGAGAAACCUCAAGGAACAUCUCUUCAUGGGGACAGCAGCAACAGCCACAAAGAUAAUCAUGUCAUACCCCAGAUAAUGGGUGCCACUGAGAAGAAAAAUCUAAUGAUGCACCAGGGAACAGCUGCAGUGGAGGUCAACAGUAACCACAGCAUAAAGGAAGAACCAGUAAUGCCCAAGGGGAUAGCUGCCCAGGGGAACAAAACCAACUCCACCAAGAAGAAAUGCCCAAGAAUUCCUCGGAGGGUGCCUGGCUUGAAAGAGAGCAUCAGCCACAACACCCAAUGUGUUUCGGUAACUCCCCACGAGAAACAUACUCAAGUGAACAAAACCACCCCUACCCUAAAAAACAAUCCAGGGAAUCUCUUGGGGAAGCCUGACCAGGGAAACGUACUUAGCUGUAACCAGAAAGAGGAUACAAAGACACUCCAGAGGCUGACUGUCCUGGGAAAUGGAACUAGAAAUUGCCAGAAAGAAGACACUUUUCAGCAGAUGACACGCCUGGCUGCUGGUGGGAGUCCUAAUGGGAAGAAAAUGCCACAAGGGACUGGAAAGAACCAGAGACAGAGACAGAAGGAAGAGCCAAACAGGUCCCAAGCAAGACACCCGAAAAAAUGUAAAAGUUAUUUUAUGAAUAAAUGCCCUAAAAACCAACUGGCUCCAAAGCAAAAGGUCAAGCAACCUCAAGGGAUAAAAGCUUUAGAAUCUAAGCAACCUCAAGGGACAAAAUCCUCUGAAUCCAAGCAACAGGAAAAACCUCUCUCACACCGUACUUCAGUGAAUUGCAUCUGUCCAUCAUGUAAAGCUGUGAAUCGCUCAUGGUACAAGGGUUGCUAUAAAUGUGCAAAAACAAGUGCUCAACUUCAAAGAAAAGAUGUUGACCCAUAACAAACGCAUUGAUUUCAGGAAGAUGGUGGAUUUGGUAUGGCUGUACCUGAUUGUAUUACAUCUCUGAGAAGCUAAUCAGGAAUCCUCUAAAAAAAAUUCUUCACUCUUUUCUUCUUAAUUUCCUUUUCUUAAAAAGCAUACAUUUGACCGGUAGCAGCCAUAUGAUUUUACAGCAGCCAUAUGAUUUUACAAUAAAAUCUGUUGAAUUUGUAACACCACAUUUCCUUG
This is a messenger RNA of Mus pahari (shrew mouse), 2238 nucleotides long. RefSeq names its product testis-expressed protein 13C-1. NCBI's taxonomy places the organism in Eukaryota, Metazoa, Chordata, Mammalia, Rodentia, Muridae. The coding region runs from base 172 to 2010 and encodes 612 amino acids. The record is from RefSeq and is a predicted model, not a curated record. The transcript is spliced from 2 exons.